Messenger RNA from Propithecus coquereli (Coquerel's sifaka), 4367 nucleotides. It is a transcript of the gene TXLNG, whose product is annotated as taxilin gamma. The record is from RefSeq and is a predicted model, not a curated record. Bases 56 to 1627 code for a protein of 523 amino acids. The transcript is spliced from 10 exons. Gene Ontology annotation, molecular function: syntaxin binding. Gene Ontology annotation, biological process: regulation of cell cycle. NCBI's taxonomy places the organism in Eukaryota, Metazoa, Chordata, Mammalia, Primates, Indriidae.
CUACGAGGUUCUUUGCCCCUUGUCGGGCUGCUUGUUUGGCUGCUGCCGUCACCUCAUGGCGACGCGGGUAGAGGAGGCAGCGCGGGGAAGAGGCGGCGGCGCCGAGGAGGCGAUUGAGGCCGGACGGGGCGGACGGCGACGCAGCCCGCGGCAGAAGUUUGAAAUUGGCACAAUGGAAGAAGCUGGAAUUUGUGGGCUAGGGGUGAAAGCGGAUAGGUUGUGUAACUCUCAGUCAAAUGAUAUUCUUCAACGUCAAGACUCAAAUUGUGGUGGCACAAGUAACAAGCAUUCUUUGGAAGAGGAUGAAGGCAGUGACUUUAUAACAAAGAACAGGAAUUUGGUGAGCCCAGCAUACUGCACACAAGCGUCAAGAGAGGCAGUUCCUGGGCGAGAAGCUCGAACAGACCCCCCUGAUGGUCAGCAAGAUUCGGAGUACAGCAGGAACAAAGAGAAAACCUUAGGAAAAGAAGUUUUAUUACUGAUGCAAGCCCUAAACACCCUUUCAACCCCAGAGGAGAAGCUGGCAGCUCUCUGUAAGAAAUAUGCUGAUCUCCUGGAGGAGAGCAGGAAUGUUCAGAAGCAAAUGAAGAUUCUGCAGAAGAAGCAAGCGCAGAUUGUGAAAGAGAAAGUUCACUUGCAGAGUGAACACAGCAAGGCUAUCUUGGCAAGAAGCAAACUAGAGUCUCUUUGCAGGGAACUUCAGCGUCACAAUAAGACAUUAAAGGAGGAAAAUAUGCAGCAGGCACGAGAGGAAGAAGAACGACGUAAAGAAGCAACUACACAUUUCCAGAUUACUUUAAACGAAAUCCAGGCCCAGCUGGAGCAGCAUGACAUCCACAAUGCCAAGCUCCGGCAGGAGAACAUCGAACUGGGAGAGAAGCUGAAGAAGCUCAUUGAACAGUACGCACUGAGGGAAGAGCAUAUUGAUAAAGUGUUCAAACAUAAGGAACUGCAACAACAGCUUGUGGACGCCAAACUUCAGCAGACGACACAGCUGAUAAAAGAAGCUGAUGAAAAACAUCAGAGAGAAAGAGAGUUUUUAUUAAAAGAAGCAACAGAAUCCAGGCACAAAUACGAACAAAUGAAACAGCAAGAAGUACAACUAAAACAGCAGCUUUCUCUUUAUAUGGAUAAGUUUGAAGAAUUCCAGACUACCAUGGCAAAAAGCAAUGAACUGUUUACAACUUUCAGGCAGGAAAUGGAAAAGAUGACAAAGAAAAUUAAAAAACUGGAAAAAGAAACAAUAAUAUGGCGUACCAAAUGGGAAAACAAUAAUAAAGCACUUCUGCAGAUGGCUGAAGAGAAAACAGUCCGUGAUAAAGAGUACAAGGCCUUUCAAAUAAAACUGGAACGGUUAGAGAAGCUGUGCAGGGCUCUUCAAACAGAACGGAAUGAGCUCAACGAGAAGGUGGAAGUCCUGAAAGAGCAGGUCUCUGUCAAAGCAGUGGAUGGGGAUUUAGCGACGCCUGGGGUGCGGCCCUGCGCUGCCCUGGAUCCUCACAAGGAGCGGAAUGCUUCGUGGAAAAGAGCCCCCAGAGUGCACCUGGAGGCCGAGCCCAAGUCAGCGAGCGCGAAGCCAAAGCCCCCAUGCACAGGCUCUGCUCCAGGCAUAGAGUCGGUUGACUAAGAUGAGGUGUGAUCGCUGUGUCGAGAGAUAUAUUUUGUGUAUAACUUUUCUCUGUUAGUAGUAACCAUUGGUUUUGUGGUGAAAAUUUUCUUACUUUUUCUACCAUAUCUGUAUUUUCUUAGAACUACUGGACUUAUGUGGUACAGGAGGCUGCUUAGCAGUUCUGAAUAGUUUUAAUCUAUGAAUUCUCCUCAGCUGUGUUGCACAUCUGCCUCAUUGCCCCUUCAUUGGAAUGCAUGUGUUCAUUGCCUCGUCCUUUCUCUUCCCUACUCCUUCCUUGCACAUAAUUAUCCUAAUUAAAAUUUCGCUCAAGACAGGGCCGACCAUUACAAAGGAACGUUGUUCUGACAAUGGUUCCUUGAUGUGAAAACAACAGUAAUUUAAACGUCUUGGCACCCGUUAAUAUUCAAAGAAAGAAAAUAUCAAGAUGAUUAGUUUUGUCUAAUAGCCCAUUUAAAUGCUGAGUAAAAAUAAAACUAGUAUUGGGCCAGAAACAAGCAUAGCAUAUAUGAUUCAAAUUAGAUUUGGUAAUAUUUAUACCACUCAACAAAUUGAGAUGGCCACAAGCCUAGAAUCCCUUUAAGUUUUGCCAAAACAUGUAUAUAAAGAUGUCACUUGUGAACAAAGUAGUAUAUACAGCAAAUCAUUGGACAAACAGGCUUAAUGUUUAUGUGACUAAAAGUAGUCAUUCUGCUUUGGUUUCAGGUUAGAACCCACAUGUGGAAUCUCAACCACUGGGAGCUCACUGUAGGGGAUGGUGGUUUAUGUUUCCUUUCCAUUUUGGAUUUGGGUACAUGUUUUCCACUUCCCACAGAAAGCUGAUUAUUCUUUGAAAACUGCUGUUGACCUUUGCAGUCACUUUUAAGUCCAUUGUCAGUUUAAGACAAUGAGGGUAAAGUUGUAUGUCGCUUUUCACUAGGCAAAAACUCUUCAGUAGCUUCUGGCUACUUGAAAGGUGUUAAGAGUCCCACCAGCAAAGUACUCCAGGGUUUUUAAAAGGGAGUUUUUAAUUGUGGAUCAGUGCCUACCUGAAACUGACUUAAUUUCUGAAACAAACACUGGAACCAACAACAUUUUUACUUUGGGAAAACUUAGAGUGCUAGGUAGUCAGGAUCUGUACUUAUGCUUUCAGUCUGUUUCUCACCCCUUUCUUGGUUACCUUUUUUUUUUUUUUAAAGGAAAAAAAUUUCAUCAAGGUCCAUACACUUGGAAUAGGGGAAAAAUCUUUAAUUCUUUCCUUUGCUUUUUUCAAUGUUUAAUGUGGCUCAGUUAUGCAAAUGAUUAAUCAGGCUGCACUGAUGAAGUUUUGACUUUGUCCCUGGUUUAAUUUGCAUUGAAAUGCUUUAUGAAAUAAAAAGGUUCUACGAGAACUGCUGUUAGCACAUUCCACUGAGCAGAACUAUCAAACUGACACUUGUUAAAUUGCUUACUGGACCAAAUAAACUCUGGUUUGUCCAGUUAAAAGGGUUUUCUCUUUGUUAAAAGUUUUAUUUGUAAAGUCCUGUCACAUUCAUGGUUUUAAACUGGGUUGAAAGAAUUGAAAAUUGUCCAAUAGAUAGGAAACAGCGCCUGGAGUGGAGGAUUAUAUCUAAGCUUCUACCAACAGUCAUGUUAAUCGAGGGGCCAGACAGCAGAGGUAAAGAAAUCCACAAAGUAGGUUAUCUAAUUACUCUGUCAAAAUGAGUCGGAAGCAAAAAUAACAGUACCCUCUAACAGCCUCUUAUAAAUACCCCCUUCAGCUACUAAAUGAAAUAUUGGACUCAUUUCCCCAGGGGGAAGUGAAGGUAUAUAUCAGAAACAUAAUCUACCUUAAAAUUAGUACUAAUGAUCACAUUUCACAAGAACUCUGCUGGAUGUACAGCUCUUAAUGUUUUAUUAAGCCAUUUGUGUAGCCCACCACGUUUCUUUGUGGUGCUUGUCCUUUGUGGAAGAUUGUAAAUCUUAGACCUGUUGCAUAUUUUCAAGGGCUUUAUAAAGCAAUGUGAUUAACAGUACUUGGCCUGCUGCUUUUGGCUAUGUGUUUUUAGCUAGAUGCUAUCGUAAUGUUUAAAGGAUAUGGAUUCUGUCUGGGAUGCGUUUGGUGUCCUUUCAGAAUCUUUCCUCCCAUUACCCUGUGAAUAAAAACAAACGGGACCCUCAGAGGAGGACACCCUAAAGCUAUCACCUCACCAGCCCAGUGUUGUGGCUUUGUAGCACACCCUGUAUCUACCACAUUCUAGAACACUGUAAUGCUUCUAGGCUGGCCCAGAAAAGGUUUAAAUGUCAAAUUCACUUAAACUGCAUUUGUUUGCACCAUCAUGGAAUCUUGAUGUGUAUUAUUUAUGGUGACAGUAGAUUACAAGGUGUAGAGAAAACUUGGGUUUUGGAUAAUGGACCAUUUCAUCCUCAGACUUGUAGGAGUACACUUCUUGGUCUCGAGACCAAUAUUUUUCAGUUAUGUAUGCAACUGCCUUUAUUACACCUGGUUAUCACAAUUCAACUCUCAGGUGUUGCAGAAAAAUCUACCUCUUUCAGACUGUAGAUGGAAAUAACUGUGAAAAAAUGAUGCAGAUAUCUUCUAGUUUGUGCUAAACACACUGCUUUAUUUUUACAGCCCACGUCUUUCAUGAGGAUAUGAAUUGUUAAGAGGCAGUCUUGUUUUGCUUUUCAAAGACAUUUUGUAGAGAUUUUUCACUAAUGUGAAUCUGAUUUUAUCUACUUGAUUCUGUAUAGAUUAAGUAAAUAUGUAUGAUAAAUUUAA